This is a messenger RNA of Pyrgilauda ruficollis (rufous-necked snowfinch), 1791 nucleotides long. RefSeq lists its product as uncharacterized. The transcript is spliced from 2 exons. The record is from RefSeq and is a predicted model, not a curated record. The coding region runs from base 306 to 1388 and encodes 360 amino acids. NCBI's taxonomy places the organism in Eukaryota, Metazoa, Chordata, Aves, Passeriformes, Passeridae.
GAGCUCUGGAAAGUUCUGGAUCCCUGUGGAAGCACCUGGAAAGUUCUGGAAAGUUCCUGGUCCAUCUGGAAGCACUUGGAAAGUUCUGGAAUGUUCUGGAUCCGUAGGGAGGUCCUUGGAUCGCUGUGGAAGAUUCUGGAAUCUCAUGGAAAGUUCUGGAUCUGUAGGAGGAGUCUGGGAUCCACUGGGAAGCUUCUGGAUCCACGUGGAAAGUUCUGGAAUUCCAGGGAAGGUUUUGGAUCCACCGAGAAUGUUCUGGAGAUCCCUGGAAUGUUCUGGAUCAUCAGGAAGGGUCUUGGUCCCGUAUGGAAGGUUCUGGAUCCUUCUGGAAUUUCAUGGAAGGUUCUGGACCCACGGGAAGUGUCUUGGUCCCGUAUAGAAGGUUCUGGAAUUCCAUGGAAUGUUCUCGACCUCUCAGGGAUGACCUUGGGUUCCUCAGGAAUGUUCUGGAUCCCCAUGGAAGGUUCUUGGUCCUCUGCAGAAGGUUCUGGAACCCCCUGGAAUGUUCUGGAUCCCCAGGAAGGAGCUUGGUCCCGUAUGGAAGGUUCUGGACAGUUCUGGAAUUUCAUGGAAGGUUCUUCAUCUCCAGGGAAGGUUCUUCAUCUCUGUGGAAGGUUCUGGAGUUUCAUAGAAUGUUCUGGAGCCACAGGGAUGGUCUUGGAUCCCAUCAGGAAGGUUCUGGAGCCUUCUGGAAUGUCCAGGAUCCACAGGGAUGGUCUCAGUCCUGUCUGGGAAGUUCUGGAUCCACGGGAAGGGUUUUGGUCCUCUAUGGAAGGUUCUGGAUCCACAGGGAAUGUCUUUCAUCUCCCUGGAAAGUUCUGGAAUUCCAUGGAAUGUUCUGGAUCCUCAGGAAUGUUCUGGAUCCACAGGAGGGGAUCUUGGUCCCGUAUGGAAGGUUCUGGAUCCUUCUGGAAGGCUCUGGAAUUCCAUGGAAUGUUCAGGAUCCACAGAAGCGUUGUGGGAUCCCUCAGGAACGUUCCGGAUCCACAGGGAUGGCCUUGGGUCCCAUCAGGAAAGGUCUCGGUCCGAUUUGGAAGGUUCUGGAUCCUUCUGGAAUUCCGUGGAAUCUUCUGGAUCCACCGGGAUUGCCUUGGGUCCCUCAGGAAUGUUCUGGAUCCACAGGAGGGGGUUUGGUCCCAUAUGGAAAGUUCUGGAUCCUGCUGGACGCUUCUGGAAUUCCGUGGAAUGUUCUGAAUCGACGGAGAUGGUCUUGGAUCCCUCUGGAAUGUUCUGGAUCCCAUCGGGAAGGUCUUGGAUCUGAUUUCUCUGUCCCAGGAAGAAAAUUCUGGAUCCCGGUGGAUCCCAGUCACGGUUCCUGGUGCUCCGAAGCUCCCGAGAAGAUCCUGAUGGGAUCCAUCACCAUUCCAGGGGAUUUCUCCAUCCAGUAGAUCCCAGUCAUGGUUCCUGGUGCUCCAAAGCCCUGGAGAAGAUCCUGAUGGGAUCCACCACCAUUCCAGAGAAUUUCUUCGUCCCACAAAGUCCCAGUAGAUCCCCUCAUGGUUCCUGGUGCUCCGAAGCUCCGGAGAAGAUCCUGGUGGGAUCCGUCACAAUUCCAGAGGAUUUCUCCAUCCCAGUGGAUCCCAGUAGAUCCCCUCAUGGUUCCUGGUGCUCCGAAGCUCCGGAGAAGAUCCUGGUGGGAUCCGUCACAAUUCCAGAGGAUUUCUCCAUCCCACCAAGUCCCAGUGGAUCCCCUCAUGGUUCCUGGUGCUCCGAAGCUCCUGAGAAGCUCCUGGUGGGAUCCAUCCCGGUGAUCUCCUCAGGGCUCCUGGUGUUCCAAAGCUUCUGGUGGGA